AUGAGCGCAAAACAAAUCAGCAUUCACAGUGACUCCCAGUUCAUAGUAAACCAGAUAACGGCAGACUUCGUAGCCAAGGAUGCCUCUAUGUCAGCCUACCUAUCGGCAGCUCACCAACUCCUACAAAAGUUCCAGGCCUACGAGAUUCGGCAGAUCCCCAGGUCAGAAAACAGCUACGUCGAUGCACUCUCAUGUUUGGCUUCGGCAAUAAACGACAAGAUCAGAAGGAAGGUGCCGGUGGAGAUAUUGUCCCAGCCAAGCACGACAACUGCUGAAGUAUGCGCCGUACGGUAUGAGGACACAUGGAUGUCUCCAAUUUAG
This is a messenger RNA of Prunus armeniaca (apricot), 321 nucleotides long. Lineage: Eukaryota; Viridiplantae; Streptophyta; Magnoliopsida; Rosales; Rosaceae. The record is from the annotation of a GenBank genome assembly.